Molecule: messenger RNA, 2955 nt
Organism: Polyodon spathula (Mississippi paddlefish)
Lineage: Eukaryota; Metazoa; Chordata; Actinopteri; Acipenseriformes; Polyodontidae
Product: sorting nexin-12
Exons: 4
Coding region: 51-539 (162 amino acids)
Biological process (GO): endocytic recycling; late endosome to Golgi transport
Cellular component (GO): retromer complex; early endosome membrane
Molecular function (GO): phosphatidylinositol-3-phosphate binding
Source: RefSeq, a predicted model, not a curated record
GGGGGCAGGUUCCGCUAUCGCAGUCCACAAGCGGCAGCUCGGAGUUGAAAAUGUCGGAAGCCACGGUAGCUGAUACCCGCCGUCUAAACUCCAAACCGCAGGACUUGACCGAUGCCUAUGGGCCGCCUAGCAACUUCCUCGAAAUUGACGUUUUCAAUCCACAGACUAUCGGCGUCGGCAGGACCAGAUACACUACUUAUGAGCUCCGGAUGCGGACCAACCUCCCCAUCUUUAAAAUGAAGGAUUCCUGUGUGAGGAGAAGGUACAGCGAUUUCGAAUGGUUAAAGAAUGAGCUGGAAAGAGACAGCAAGAUCGUAGUGCCCCCGCUGCCUGGGAAAGCCCUGAAGAGGCAGCUCCCCUUCCGAGGGGACGAGGGGAUCUUUGAGGAAUCCUUCAUUGAGGAGCGACGGGUGGGCCUGGAACAGUUCAUCAACAAGAUAGCGGGGCACCCCCUGGCGCAGAACGAACGCUGCCUGCACAUGUUCCUGCAGGAGGAGACCAUCGACAGGAACUACAUCCCGGGAAAAGUACGCCAGUAGGGGGCGUGCUCCCCCUUAGCUCUUUUCUUCCAUUCCACUCUUACUCUCGUGCAAAGUAACAUUUAUUUUUACACUCAGGUUAUAUAUGUAUUCACUUCUGCAUUUCUACGUUCAUUCUCUUUUUUUUAAUCCCAUUAUAUUGGGAAGCAGUAUUAUGGGGGAUUUGCUUGAAUCUUAUUUCUUUUUUCAGUUUUGCAAGUAUAGUUUAAAUGAUGGGUGUUGGGUGGGAGUGUGGAUGUAGUGCUGAGAGAGAGGGUGGGAGGCAGUCUGGGUAUGUGGUUAUAGCGGGAGGACUGGCUGGGAGGCAGUGUGGCUCUCUGGUUAGAGUAGAGGUAGUGUGACCUCAUGACUAAUAAUAUUUUAAGCACUGGAGCGUUUUUAUGGGCUUCACUGUACACAUGGAUGCUAGUGUUCAGAGCUGGGGAAUGGAAAGGAAUUCUGAUUUUAAAAUCUAUAACUUUUGCCUCUUGAAUUAAUCAUCUGUUCCUUCAAGGCACUGCGCCCCCUCAAAGCCCUGUUCUACUCACAGAUUUAUUAAUGUAUACAUGCAUGACCUGGUCGUACACUAGGAGGCAGAAUGUGGCGCCAAAAUCAAAUUUUGGGAGGGUUACUUUCAGCUGCUACCCACCCAGCUGUCUCAAAAAGGGUAGGAGAUUAGAAAAGUAAUGGGUGACCUCAAAGAGUACAGCAGAAGAACUCCAGCUCCACAUCACCCAGCGAUCAUGCUGCUUUUCAUCCCUAAUUUACAGAAGGGAUGGAGGCAGGAUGUUGGUGCCCUUACACUGAAUCAAGGGUCUUCAGCUUAGAAGGGCAUGGUACUACUAAUGUGCUGUUUCAGUUUCUCUAGCUUGCAGUUAUUACAUCCCAAAAUCUACCUUUGAACAGUUCAACCGUCACUGAAUCAAAUAAGUAAAUGUUAUUUAAUUUCAUUUUGAAUCUGUAGCCCCAGUGAUCCAGAGAAGCUGUGCAUUCCACCAGGUCCUAGCCGUUUGUUUUAUUGCAAGUCUCAUCACGAUAAAGCCAACGCUGCCUCAACACAGGUGAACCAACAAGCUACACUCAGCUCUCUUUGUGUUUGUAUGUACAUGUAAAUACUGUAUAUCUAUAUAUAUAUAUAUAUAAUAUAUCAACUGCUUGAACAUUAGCAAAAUGCAGCAACACAAACGGUGCUUUGGUGUGUGCACAUGCAGCGAUGCUUGGGAGACUGCAUUUUGCUAAAUCUGAAUGAAAUUCUCAGCCGACUUUAAAGUGGUUUGUUUGCUCACAGCUCUUAAUAAUGUGUGUUACCAAUCUAACGUUGAGACAGCUACGUGGGACAGCAGGUAAGCUGUCUACCACUUUACCCACCACCACUGGCACUAUCUGUAGUGCGUGUAUUAACAGCAGAAUUGUGUGCUUCUGUCGGCGCACGUGCACACUCGCUCGCACAAGUGUGAUUCGGAGCACGCAUGGGCUUUGAGGUUCAGUGAACACAAUGUUCUUUUACAAAAACAUAUUAGAAAAAAAAAUCUCUAUAUGACCCACUUCCCAGCCCUUUUCCAGUAUGACAACAGCAGCCGCUGGUGGUGUUAAUAAGAAGGCUGCAGAGGUGUUUUGUCGGACAGCAGUAUUCACCUUCCCUGUUAAUUCAGAAGCAGCCCCUGAAACGAGCGACUGUGCUCACGUGUUUUAGAAGGCAGAGGCAGAGGGAGAGUUCUGAAGGGGUCUACUGUCUCUGGGUUACCAGGGCAAGCCCUUACUCCACCCCACCCCCCUUUGGUUGGCAUUCUUGGAGUUGGGGUGUAUAAUGCUAAAAAAAUGGGAACACAUUCCAAUGAGAGAUGCUAAAGCUUUUGUGCAGAUCUUUAAAAGAGCUUUUCUUUUGUAAUUGACAUGUUGCUCAAUAUUUUGUUAGCUUCCUCAAUGGGGUAAUUUUUUUUUUUUUUUUAUCUCAUAUUCCAUUAUGUUUUUUAAUGUUUUGCCUAAAAAGAAAUCCAUGAAUCUCCCACCACUAAGAGGGGCCAUAACCUUUAGAGUGGCCCCCUGCCUUUCAGUUCUGGAGUAGGUUUAGAAAUCGUUUGAUUUCAUUGGUGCUUAAAGCUGCUUGUCUGAUUUGAUUUGUCACUGUAGUGCGCAAUCGAUCUUCAGUAACCCUUUAUUACACAAAAAAGAAAGGGGCAUGUCUUCCUGAAACCUCCCACCACAUUUUGAUUUCCACAAACAGAGACUGAGUACAUUUUAGAUAAAAACAUGCUUGUGUUGCAUUAUCCUUUAUAUAUAAAUAUUUACAUUGUAUUAUUAUUUAGCUACUUUUCGCGUAUGUAACUGCUGUGAAAAUUAGCCUGGGCUUCAGAAAAUAAAAGUAAUGUCUCUGAUCUGAUGUCAAGAGAAAUGUCAUGUCAAAUAAUCAUGUUCAUAUAAACCACUGUGAAAACCA